This is a messenger RNA of Prunus armeniaca (apricot), 573 nucleotides long. Lineage: Eukaryota; Viridiplantae; Streptophyta; Magnoliopsida; Rosales; Rosaceae. The record is from the annotation of a GenBank genome assembly.
AUGGAGAAGGCCAUGGAGAGACUGAAGAUCUGGCAAUCUACUGAGCUGGAGCUGGAUGAGUAUAGGGAAGCCAUUGACCAGCUGAUGAAAGAUCUGGACCUGCUGCAUAGACAGAACAUGGCCCCCAAACCCAUUCUUGAGAUGAGUCUUGGCCUGUCAAGAGAUGUGCUCAACCUCCAUGAUCGUUAUGAGGAUCUCAAGCCCACCUUCAAGACCUCUGAGUUCUGCAAGGCCACUCAUGAAACCAACUUGGCUGAUUUUUUAAAGCAGAAGGCAGAACUGGACCAUAUGGUGGCAGGAUACAAGGAAGCUAAGGCCACCGCAGACAAGCUAGAGAAGCAGAUUGAAGAGCUUCAAAAACAAUUGGCGGAGUGCAAGGAGGUGCAGAGCAGGCUUGGGGCUGGACUGAGUUCCAAGACCAAGGCUACCUUCCUUGUUCAGAGCAUGGUUGCAGUUUCCAGGCCAGCCCUGAAAAUUGUAGAGGCUUCAAUCCACCAAGGGGUGCUGCUUCAGAAGGAACUCUCCAUCAAGAAAGUGAACUUGCAAGAAACCCUUAGGAAAUUAGGGUUAUAA